Daphnia pulicaria is the source of this 2132-nucleotide messenger RNA. RefSeq names its product prolyl 4-hydroxylase subunit alpha-1-like. Gene Ontology annotation, cellular component: endoplasmic reticulum. Gene Ontology annotation, molecular function: procollagen-proline 4-dioxygenase activity; L-ascorbic acid binding; iron ion binding. NCBI's taxonomy places the organism in Eukaryota, Metazoa, Arthropoda, Branchiopoda, Diplostraca, Daphniidae. The transcript has 13 exons. The record is from RefSeq and is a predicted model, not a curated record. Gene Ontology annotation, biological process: peptidyl-proline hydroxylation to 4-hydroxy-L-proline. Bases 272 to 1930 code for a protein of 552 amino acids.
UUGAGGAGGAGGGACUUGGACAUUAUUUUUGCUUCUAUAGCCGCAGUCAUCUGCUGGACUGCUGCAUCGCACACGUGUGAAGUGAAAAUAUUUUUAGUUGGAUACCGACCAAGGUACGAAAAAGAUAACAUUAAUUCAGCGGUGUCAACCAAUCUACUUCCAUUUUGGUUUUGAAAUAAUCUGAAAACAAAGCCACCUGUACACUCUCUAUAGCUCGACCGUCAACAAACACAACAUCUAAUCAGACAAAAGCCUCGCGCUUGGCGUUGCGAUGGUUGUUCCAAUAUACCUAUCUGCACUCAUUCUCAUACUACAGUGCCAUGCAGCUUGUGGUGAGAUCUUUAGCUCGUUGGCAGACAUGGAAGGCCUUGUUUCAACAGAAUUCGAGCUGAUGAAACAACUGGAUAAUUAUAUCCAGGAAGAGGAGAUCCGUCUGAAGCGCUUAAGAGGAUUUCUGGAGGAGUAUGAAAACAAUCAUCACGAAGCCAGCGAAGAUGUCUCCAAGUACUUGGCAAAUCCUCUGAACGCUUAUUUACUAGUCAAGCGACUCACCUCUGAUUGGAAGAAAGUAGAAGGUGUUAUGACGCAAAAUGCUGGCACCGCCUUUAUGAUCAACAUCACUCAGCAUCGGGGUGUGUUGUACUUCCCAUCUGAGGAGGAUUUGAAUGGAGCAGCAGUAGCUCUUAUGAGACUUCAGGACACCUAUAAGCUGGAUACACACGCUCUGGCUAACGGGGAUCUGUUGGGCAAGAAAUACUCUCGCCAGCUAACUGCUGGAGAUUGCUGGGAACUGGGUCGGCAGUCGUACAACAACGGCGAUCACUACCACACGGUUCUGUGGAUGGGAGAAGCUUUGAACAAGUGGGACGACGAAUCAAACAAAACUGUUACUCGAAAUGAAAUUCUUGAAUAUUUGGCCUUUUCUACUUUUAAACAAGGAAACGUCAAGGAAGCAUUACAGUUGACUAACGAACUGCUCAAGAUUGUUCCGUACCAUCAACGCGCAAUCGGCAACAAGAAACAUUAUGAAGACGUCCUUCGUCAACUCGGAGUAAUCCCAGAGCAUGGAAAGACUGAUGACAGUAGUAGUGACGAUGGCAUGAGUGAACCAUUUAACACGGCAAAUCUCAAGCUGAAAAAACCUUCUCCGACCUCUGGUAUUUCAAAUGAUCACUGGGAUAAAUAUGAGAAGCUCUGCAGAGGAGAGAAAUUGAUGGAUCCAAAAAUCGAAGGUCAUCUCCGAUGCCGUUAUGUAACCAAUGACGAUCCCUACUUUUUCAUUCAACCGCUGAAGAUGGAAGAAGCGUUCCUCAAACCGCUUCUUGUAAUUUACCACGAUGUUAUCUUUGAUGAAGAGAUUGAAACCGUUAAGAAACUUGCUCAUCCAAGGUUUAAAAGGACCACUGUUGUGAACAGCGCAACGGGCAAACUCGAGACCGCCAAGUACCGUAUAUCUAAGGCGGCAUUUUUGAAAAACGAAGAACACCAUCACGUGUUGAAGAUGUCUCGUCGAGUUGGUGCCAUUACCGGACUCGACAUGUCAACAGCUGAGGACCUCCAAAUUUGCAAUUACGGCAUUGGUGGUCAUUAUGAGCCUCAUUUUGAUUACGCCAGGAAAAAUGAAACCAUUAUUGGCCUCAAUAACGAUUCAGGAUGGCGUAAUCGCAUUGCCACUUGGUUAUUUUACAUGAGUGAUGUCGAGGCUGGUGGUGCAACUGUCUUCCCAGCGCUCAAUGUCGCUCUUUGGCCGCAGAAAGGUAGCGCUGCCUUUUGGUACAACUUGUUUCCAAAUGGCGAGGGUAACGAGUUGACUCGCCACGCUGCUUGCCCUGUACUUACUGGAUCCAAAUGGGUUGCCAAUAAAUGGAUUCACGAGAAAAAUCAAGAAUUCCGUCGACCUUGCGGGUUAACAGUCGACGCCGAAACAUAAAGCCAAUAGUUCUAAAUGAAUCAAUCAUUUCUCAAGCAGUCUCAAAACUGUCCAGAAUAGUCUGGGAUUAUUGCUCGCUCUACUGUGUUGUUAUACACCUCCAUGAAAUGUUUUAUUGGGGAUCAGAUCAUCGGAUCAUGUUUAUGUGUACUACUUUUGUUUCCGUCGCAAAUUUUUGAAUUAAAUAAAAUUUUUAUUGGUA